Messenger RNA from Mus pahari (shrew mouse), 6227 nucleotides. It is a transcript of the gene Madd, whose product is annotated as MAP kinase activating death domain. Gene Ontology annotation, molecular function: guanyl-nucleotide exchange factor activity. Gene Ontology annotation, cellular component: cytosol. Gene Ontology annotation, biological process: regulation of apoptotic process; regulation of Rab protein signal transduction. Bases 336 to 5288 code for a protein of 1650 amino acids. The transcript has 38 exons. The record is from RefSeq and is a predicted model, not a curated record. Lineage: Eukaryota; Metazoa; Chordata; Mammalia; Rodentia; Muridae.
CUUUGUGGCUUGGCUGUACGUGCUUCAGAGCUGCCUCACCAAUAGAUGUGGCACUUGAAACAGGAAGGCCAAGAUGAAUAUAGAACCAGGGAAGCAAAUUUCCGCAUCGAGAGUGGGGGUGCCGCCGUGUCAGAGCAAGCCCGUGUCUGUUAGGAUCUGCUUCCAGACUCAGAGGAGAGGGGCGAAUCACAAGCGACAGCUUCUGUUCACUGGGCCAGCGACUUAGGUGCUCCUUCCCCUUAAAUGAUCCAGAUUAUAUCAGAACUCCUCCUGGGAACGUGGCUCCUUGCUCAGUACCCUGAAGUUUCUCUGCGAUGAACUGAUAAAUCGGAACCAUGGUGCAAAAGAAGUUCUGCCCUCGGUUACUUGACUAUCUCGUGAUCGUAGGGGCGAGGCACCCAAGCAGUGACAGUGUGGCUCAGACUCCUGAACUGCUGCGGAGGUACCCGCUAGAGGAUCACCCAGAGUUUCCCCUGCCCCCAGAUGUGGUGUUCUUCUGCCAGCCAGAGGGAUGUCUGAGUGUGCGGCAGCGGCGGAUGAGCCUUCGGGAUGAUACCUCUUUUGUCUUCACCCUAACCGAUAAGGACACCGGAGUCACCCGCUAUGGCAUCUGUGUCAACUUCUACCGUUCCUUCCAAAAGCGAAUGCCAAAGGAGAAGGUGGAAGGCGGAGCAGGACCCCGUGGGAAGGAAGGAGCUCACGCACCCAGUGCCUCAGAAGAGGCUGCGGCUGGGAGCUCGGAGACUGGCUCAACCUUGCAGCCGCCUAGUGCCGACUCUACUCCUGAUGUAAACCAGUCUCCUCGGGGCAAACGUAGGGCAAAAGCGGGCAGCCGCUCCCGCAACAGUACCCUGACAUCCCUGUGUGUGCUUAGCCACUACCCUUUCUUCUCUACCUUCAGAGAGUGUCUGUAUACUCUCAAACGUCUGGUAGACUGCUGUAGUGAACGGCUGCUAGGCAAGAAACUGGGCAUCCCUCGAGGUGUACAAAGGGACACCAUGUGGCGAAUCUUUACUGGGUCGCUGCUAGUGGAGGAGAAGUCCAGUGCCCUUCUGCAAGACCUUCGAGAGAUCGAGGCCUGGAUCUAUCGGUUGCUACGCUCCCCGGUGCCUGUCUCUGGGCAGAAGCGAGUGGACAUUGAGGUCCUGCCCCAGGAACUCCAGCAGGCGCUGACAUUUGCUCUUCCAGACCCAUCUCGAUUUACCCUAGUAGAUUUCCCUCUUCACCUCCCCUUGGAACUUCUGGGUGUGGACGCUUGUCUUCAGGUGCUAACCUGCAUCCUGUUGGAGCACAAGGUGGUGCUGCAGUCUCGAGACUACAAUGCACUUUCCAUGUCUGUGAUGGCGUUUGUGGCAAUGAUCUACCCCCUGGAGUACAUGUUCCCGGUCAUCCCGCUGCUUCCCACCUGCAUGGCAUCAGCAGAGCAGCUACUCUUGGCUCCAACCCCAUACAUCAUUGGAGUUCCUGCCAGCUUCUUCCUCUACAAGCUAGAUUUCAAAAUGCCCGAUGAUGUGUGGUUAGUGGAUCUGGACAGCAAUAGGGUGAUUGCCCCCACCAAUGCAGAAGUGCUCCCCAUCCUACCAGAACCAGAAUCAUUAGAGCUGAAAAAACACUUAAAGCAGUUCCUGAAGGCCCUAGCCAGCAUGAGUCUCAACACCCAGCCCAUUCUUAACCUGGAGAAGUUCCACGAGGGCCAAGAGAUCCCGCUUCUCUUGGGAAGGCCAUCUAAUGACCUUCAGUCCACACCUUCCACUGAAUUCAACCCGCUCAUUUAUGGCAAUGAUGUAGAUUCAGUCGAUGUUGCAACGAGAGUGGCCAUGGUACGUUUCUUCAACUCUGCUAACGUGCUGCAGGGCUUUCAGAUGCACACACGUACCCUGCGACUCUUCCCCCGGCCUGUGGUAGCUUUCCAAGCUGGCUCCUUUCUGGCUUCACGUCCCCGGCAGACUCCCUUUGCUGAGAAACUGGCCAGGACUCAAGCUGUGGAGUAUUUUGGAGAAUGGAUCCUGAACCCUUCUAACUAUGCCUUCCAGCGGAUUCACAACAACACGUUUGAUCCAGCCCUUAUUGGUGACAAGCCAAAGUGGUACGCUCACCAGCUGCAGCCCAUCCAUUAUCGUGUCUAUGACGGCAACUCUCAGCUGGCCGAGGCCCUGAGCGUGCCACCGGAGCGCGAGUCUGACUCUGACCCCACGGAGGACAGUGGCAGUGAUAGUCAGGAUUAUGAUGACUCAAGCUCUUCUUACUCCUCCCUUGGGGACUUCGUCAGUGAAAUGAUGAAAUGUGACAUCAAUGGCGACACUCCCAAUGUGGAUCCUCUGACGCAUGCAGCCCUGGGAGAUGCCAGUGAAGUGGAGAUUGACGAGCUGCAGCCCCAGAAGGAGGGAGAGGAGCCCGGUCCAGACAGUGAGAACUCUCAGGAAAACCCUCCACUGCGCUCCAGCUCCAGCACCACGGCCAGCAGCAGCCCCAGCACCGUUGUCCACAGUGCCCAUUCUGAAGCUGCUGACUCUACAGAGAUGGGAGAUAAGGCCACAGCAGGCAUCUCCAAGCCCCUCCCUCCCGUGCCUCCCAGCAUUUGCAAAUCUACUGUGGACAGGAGACAGACAGAGACUGGAGAGGGGUCAGUGUGCCAGCGAACCUAUGACAAUCCAUACUUCGUGUCCCAGUAUGGCUUCCCCCCUGAGGAAGAUGAGGAGGAGCAGGGGGAAAGCUACACUCCCCGGUUCAGCCAGCAUGUCAGUGGCAGCCGGGCUCAAAAGCUGCUGCGGCCCAACAGCUUGAAGCUGGCAAGUGACUCAGAUGCAGAGUCAGAUUCGAGGGCAAGCUCUCCCAACUCCACUGUCUCUAACACCAGCACCGAGGGCUUCGGGGGCAUCAUGUCCUUUGCUAGCAGCCUGUAUCGGAACCAUAGUACAAGCUUCAGUCUUUCAAACCUCACACUGCCCACCAAAGGUGCCCGAGAAAAGACUACACCAUUCCCCAGCCUGAAAGUAUUUGGGCUAAAUACUCUAAUGGAGAUUGUUACUGAAGCCGGCCCUGGGAGUGGUGAAGGAAACAGGAGGGCCUUAGUGGACCAGAAGUCAUCUGUCAUUAAACACAGCCCAACCGUGAAAAGAGAACCUUCAUCACCACAGGGCCGGUCCAGCAACUCUAGCGAGAACCAGCAGUUCCUGAAGGAAGUGGUCCACAGUGUGCUGGACGGCCAAGGAGUGGGCUGGCUCAAUAUGAAGAAGGUACGCCGGCUGCUGGAGAGUGAGCAGCUUCGAGUCUUUGUACUGAGCAAGCUGAAUCGCGCAGUGCAGUCAGAAGAUGACGCCCGGCAGGAUGUCAUCCAAGAUGUGGAGAUCAGCCGGAAGGUGUACAAGGGGAUGCUAGACCUCCUCAAGUGCACAGUGCUCAGCCUCGAGCAGUCCUAUGCCCACGCAGGUCUGGGUGGCAUGGCCAGCAUCUUUGGACUUUUGGAGAUUGCCCAGACCCACUACUAUAGUAAAGAACCAGACAAACGGAAGAGAAGUCCGACAGAGAAUGUAAAUACCCCAGUUGGCAAGGAUCCCGGUCUGGCUGGGCGGGGGGACCCAAAGGCAAUGGCCCAGCUAAGGGUCCCUCAGCUGGGCCCUCGGGCACCAAGUGCUACAGGAAAGGGUCCUAAAGAACUGGAUACCAGAAGUUUAAAGGAAGAGAAUUUUGUAGCAUCUGUUGAAUUGUGGAACAAGCACCAGGAAGUGAAAAAGCAAAAGGCUUUGGAAAAACCGAGGCCAGAGAGCAUCAAGCCCAUCUUUGACCUGGGAGAAACAGAGGAGAAAAAGUCCCAGAUGAGUGCAGACAGUGGUGUGAGCCUGACAUCUGCCUCCCAGAGGACUGAUCAAGACUCUGUCAUCGGUGUGAGUCCAGCCGUUAUGAUCCGAAGCUCAAGUCAGGAUUCUGAAGUUAGCACGGUGGUGAGUAAUAGUUCGGGAGAGACCCUUGGAGCUGACAGUGACCUGAGCAGCAAUGCAGGUGACGGUCCAGGAGGCGAAGGCAGCGCCCACCUGGCAAGUCCCCGGGCCACUCUGUCUGACAGUGAAAUUGAAACCAAUUCUGCUACAAGCACCAUCUUUGGUAAAGCCCAUAGCUUGAAGCCAAAGGAGAAGCCGGCUGGCAGUCCGAUUCGCUCUUCCGAAGACGUAAGCCAGCGAGUCUAUCUCUAUGAGGGACUACUAGGAAGGGACAAAGGAUCCAUGUGGGACCAGCUAGAGGAUGCCGCUAUGGAGACCUUUUCUAUGAGCAAAGAACGUUCUACUUUAUGGGACCAAAUGCAGUUCUGGGAAGAUGCAUUCUUAGAUGCCGUCAUGUUGGAAAGAGAAGGAAUGGGUAUGGACCAGGGUCCUCAGGAAAUGAUCGACAGGUACCUGUCCCUAGGGGAACACGACCGGAAGCGCCUGGAGGAUGAUGAAGACCGCUUGCUGGCCACACUUUUACACAACCUCAUAUCCUAUAUGCUGCUGAUGAAGGUGAACAAGAAUGACAUCAGGAAGAAAGUACGGCGCCUAAUGGGAAAGUCUCACAUUGGGCUGGUAUACAGCCAGCAAAUCAAUGAGGUGCUCGAUCAGCUGAACAACCUGAAUGGACGUGACCUCUCCAUCCGGUCCAGCGGCAGCCGGCACAUGAAGAAGCAGACAUUUGUUGUGCAUGCAGGGACGGACACAAAUGGAGAUAUCUUUUUCAUGGAAGUGUGUGACGACUGUGUAGUGUUGCGUAGUAACAUUGGGACGGUGUACGAGCGCUGGUGGUAUGAGAAGCUCAUCAACAUGACCUACUGUCCCAAGACCAAGGUCCUGUGCUUAUGGCGUAGAAAUGGCUCUGAGACACAGCUCAACAAGUUCUAUACCAAGAAGUGUAGGGAGCUGUACUACUGUGUGAAGGACAGCAUGGAACGUGCUGCUGCCCGACAACAAAGCAUCAAACCUGGGCCUGAGCUAGGCGGUGAGUUCCCUGUGCAGGACAUGAAGACUGGAGAAGGUGGCUUGCUUCAAGUCACCCUGGAAGGGAUCAAUCUCAAGUUCAUGCACAACCAGGAGCGGAAGGUUUUCAUAGAGCUGAAUCACAUUAAAAAGUGCAAUACAGUUCGAGGCGUCUUUGUCCUGGAAGAAUUUGUUCCUGAAAUUAAAGAAGUGGUGAGCCACAAGUACAAGACGCCAAUGGCCCACGAGAUCUGCUACUCUGUGUUGUGUCUCUUCUCGUAUGUGGCCGCAGUGCGUAGCAGUGAAGAAGAUCUCCGAACCCCACCUCGGCCUGUCUCUAGCUGAUAGAGGGGUUACACAGCUGGCCCGGCCCAAGGGUCACCCCUCACCUCAUGCUGCUCCUAAGCACCGAAGCUGCUGUACUGAGACGGGAAUGAUGUGUGUGUGUUCUCAGCAAGCUCCUUCCCACGGUCUAGCUGGUCUCCUCUUAAUGUCUGAGUGUCUUUGUGCUCCUCUGUCACGGGGCUAAGCUAGUCUCAUUACCUUCUCUCCCUACAAUAGCAGACUAGUCUUCUGUCCCCUCAGGGCUCCAGUGUGUGUGUGUGUGUGUGUGUGUGUGUGUGUGUAUGUGUGUCUGUCUGUCUGUCUGUCUGUCUGUCUGUCUGUCUGUGGGGUCACUGUGAGCCCACUAUUGCCUGUCCUUGAGAUGUUGCACUGUGGUCCCUGUCCUAGUCCUUAUAUCCUCCAGUUUAGGGGUCUUCUCUCUGUCCUCUAUGAUCUGGCACUGUGGAGCACCUGGGACAGUUCCACUCUGGGAAGUGAGGACACCUGGGGACAAGCCUUCCUGGCUGAGGGCCUGAGGGGAGGAGGGGAGGUUCAAAGGAAGCUCAGUAAAUGGCGACCUUCCUGCUUCCUCACAGUUCCUAAACUGUGGGUGCAGGCCAUGCUGCUGCCUGCCCCGGCUCCAUCGAUGGGUGUCCCUGAGUGGCUGCCAUGUGCCGAGCUGGGAUUUGUGCAGUGGUCUUCCUGGACUUUGGCAUGAGAGGACAGAGGAAUGAGGCGAUGGUGUCCCAGACAGCACCAGCUGCUCUGCUGCCUAAGGGCCUGGGAUGGGUGGGUCAGGGCUGAGCUGGGCCCAGCGUGCAUGCCUGUCUGCAGGCAGAGUCUCCUGGCUUCAGUGCCAGAAGAAAGCUAUGGACUGGAUAGGAGAAGAAUGUAAAUAUAUCAGCUCCACAUUAUUUAUAGAAAAAUGUACAGCUGUGUGAUGUGAAAUAAAUGUCCUGA